Messenger RNA from Trachemys scripta elegans, 459 nucleotides. RefSeq names its product regulator of G protein signaling 21 (gene RGS21). The record is from RefSeq and is a predicted model, not a curated record. Bases 1 to 459 code for a protein of 152 amino acids. The transcript is spliced from 4 exons. Lineage: Eukaryota; Metazoa; Chordata; Testudines; Emydidae.
AUGCCAGUGAAAUGUUGUUUCCACAGGUCAACCCCUAGGGAAACAAUGGCAUGGUCUGAGUCGGUGGAUACACUACUAGCAAAUAAAGAUGGCUUGGCUGCCUUUAGAACUUUCCUGAAGUCCGAGUUCAGUGAGGAGAACAUUGACUUCUGGAUGGCCUGUGAGGACUUCAAGAAAACUAAGUCUUCUGCUAAAAUUGCCUCAAAAGCCCAAAAGAUUUAUUCAGAAUUUAUCCAAGCUGAUGCUCCAAGGGAGAUUAAUAUUGACUUCACUACCAGAGACCACAUCUCUCAGAAUAUCUCGGAACCAACCCUGAAAUGUUUUGAUGAUGCUCAGAGACUAAUCUAUAGUCUCAUGGCCAAGGACUCUUUCCCUAGGUUUCUAAGGUCAGACGUUUAUAAGGAACUGGUACAUAAGCAACAGAAUGGAAACCAGAAAAGAUGGCUCCCAUUUUUGUGA